Messenger RNA from Cloeon dipterum, 1744 nucleotides. Its product is annotated as proton-coupled amino acid transporter-like protein CG1139. Lineage: Eukaryota; Metazoa; Arthropoda; Insecta; Ephemeroptera; Baetidae. The coding region runs from base 150 to 1529 and encodes 459 amino acids. Gene Ontology annotation, molecular function: L-amino acid transmembrane transporter activity. The transcript has 10 exons. The record is from RefSeq and is a predicted model, not a curated record. Gene Ontology annotation, biological process: amino acid transmembrane transport.
AGUGAAUACGCCUUGAAGACUGUAAUUCAAAUGGCAGGAGGCAGAUUAAACAGCAAACGGAUUCUCUAUUCGCAAGUCAGACAGCAGGACGGUGCGCUGCGCCUAAACGUGACUGUCUUUUCAGGCUUAACUCUCUAAUUUACAACACAAUGGUGGAAAUGAGCCAGACUGUGAGAAACUCUCAAAAGGCCGAGAACGCCUCGAAAAUCGGCCCAGACAGAGAGAAGGGACGGGGAAAUGGUUCAACACAAUGCGACUUUGAGCCUUAUGAGCACCGAGCCGUGCAUCUACCAACAAACAACUUGGACACACUGCUCCACGUCAUCAAAGGCAUCAUGGGAAGCGGGAUCUUAGCAAUGCCGGAUGCCUUCAAAAACUCUGGUUACGCAUUGGGAACAGCGGCAACGAUUUUUAUCGGCAUUGUGCAGUCUUACUGUGUCCAUCAACUGGUCCGGACCGCAUACGAAUUGAGCAAGCGAAAACAGGUUGCGAGCAUGACCUACCCUGAGACUGCUAGGGAGGCAAUGUUGGCAGGACCGACAUGGAUGAAAAAAUUAGCUCCAUAUGCUGGCACCGUUGUGAAUGUUUUCAUCUUCUCUUUCCAACUGGGUACGUGCUGCGUGUAUUUCGUCUUCAUAUCUUCGAAUUUAAAACGGGUGUGCGAUAUCUACUUCGACCCGAUAGACGUUCGGAUCUACAUGUGCUUCAUCCUUGUGCCAAUAAUCCUGGCCAAUUUAGUUCGCAACCUGAAGUACCUCACACCCUUCUCGGGCAUUUCCAACGUGACCAUCGUCUCAUCGCUGGGCAUCACCCUUUACUACGUCUUUAGAGAUGGACUGGGGCCUAUUUCAGAGAAAGCCGCGGUUGGAGAAGCUAGGGGCUUCCCUCUAUUUUUCGGAACAGUCUUGUUCGCCCUAACUUGCAUUGGAAUGAUCAUGCCGCUGGAAAACAACAUGAAGAGGCCGAAAAAGUUUGGAGGCACGUUCGGAGUAUUCAACGCUGCUAUGGUCAUUAUUAUAUUCCUCUACGUCACGAUUGGUUUGCUUGGAUAUUUGAAAUAUGGAUCUGGUGUGAUGGGCUCGAUCACCUUGAACCUGCCCGAAGAAGAAAAGUUAGCUCAAGCAGUCCAAAUAAUGAUUGCGAUUGGCGUGUUCCUGUCAUACCCGCUGCAGUGCUACGUCGCCAUCGACAUUGUAUGGACACAGACGCUUAAGCCGAAGCUCAUGGAAAAGAAGUAUAAAGUUUUGCUUCCUUUUGAACUUGGGGUACGCGUUGCGCUGGUAGUGAUUCCAUUCGCCCUUGCGGUGGCCAUCCCGAAAUUGGGGCUGUUCAUCUCCCUUGUGGGUGCGCUGACGCUGAGCAUUGUGGCAAUCUCUCUACCACCAUUCAUGGAAAUCGGCACAUUUGAGCACCAACGAAGAGGAUGGAGACUGAUCAAAAAUAUUGCACUCAUCAUAUUUGGUCUCUUGGGUUUGGUCACAGGAACGUAUGUCAGUAUCGAGGAUAUUGUUAAAUCGUUUUCCACGUGAUUACUUAGGUUUUAAAUAUUACUUAAGCAACUUCAAACUAACUUAAUCGAGAUUUGAUAAUUUCCAAGCUAUUAUUGUAUAUAAUAAGAUAACACAACAAGAUUGCAUAUAUUAUGAAUCUGACAGAGUUGCAGAUUUUAUUGAAGUUAACUGUAUUUUGAUUUAUGCAAAGUUUACAUACCGUUGCAAACAAAUAAAAUAAUUAUAUACCAGUA